Parnassius mnemosyne (clouded apollo) is the source of this 741-nucleotide messenger RNA. NCBI's taxonomy places the organism in Eukaryota, Metazoa, Arthropoda, Insecta, Lepidoptera, Papilionidae. The record is from the annotation of a GenBank genome assembly.
AUGGUUGUCCCUAAGGCUAAAGUGACGGAUGUUCUACAGCUGUACCAUAGUGGUUGUUCAGGAGGCCACCUGGGAGUUAAAAGAACUCUCCUGAAGAUCCGAGAACGGUUUUACUGGGUCCACUGUCGUGACGAUGUCGAGGACUGGUGCCGCAAAUGUACAAGUAGUGCGGCUGUAAAGGGACCUCAAAUUCGUAGUAGAGACGCAAUGAAAUUGUACAAUGUUGGUGCACCAUGGGAGAGGAUAGCCAUUGACGUUGCGGGGCCGUUUCCAGAAACUGAAAGUGGUAACAAGUAUUUCAUGGUAGUGAUGGAUUACUUCAAUAAGUGGCCAGAAGUCUUCGCCAUUCUAAAUCAAGAAGCUUCAACAGUUGCAGAUAAACUAGUUCAUGAAGUCUUCUGUCGUUUUGGAGUACCUUUAGAGAUUCACAGCGAUCAAGGAAGGAAUUUUGAGUCUCAAAUAUUCCAGGAAACUUGCCGAGUUAUGGGUACUCAGAAAACACGAACAACUUCUUACCACCCACAAUCUGAUGGAAUGGUAGAAAGAUUUAAUCAGACAUUGGAGAGAUACCUAGCAAAAGUUGUGGAAAAACGGCAAACGAGACUGGGACAGGCACACACAACCGUUUUUGUUGUCAUAUCGAAGCGCUGUUCACGAAAGUACAUCAAUGACACCAGCUUUCGCAAACUUUGGGAGAGAAUUGCGGCUGCCUGCAGACCUGAUCACCGAAACACCACCUGA